AUGCGCAUAACAGGGAGCAGCUGCACCUGCGCGCCUUGCAACUGGAUGACCGGAAGGAAGGCGAGCGACGGGUUGCGCUCAUGCGACAGCAGCAGCAGGUUCAAGGCGACAUGGAGAAAUUCGGACCCACAGUCGGCACGGCAACCGGACCUCCUGUGCACUUCCCGCUAUGGCAGCACCGGCCGCUUGCUAUGCGAGACCGCCUGGCGCGACCACUGGAAGCGGCGAGCGGCGGAAAUAGUUCUUCAGCAGGAGGUAGUGGAAGCAGCGCCGGUCGCGGAGGUUUCGGAUCGCGAGUCGGGGGUCCAGGGAUGCGGCGGCCGGUCUAAGGGAGCCGUCGCCGGCUCGUUUCUGGCGGCUGAAGGGGAAGAGGCCGACAGCGGCGGCCCGUUACCUGGGACGAGCUGCGACUACUGGGGUUCGGAAGCUAGAGUGGUUCGUUCCGACAGUGGCGCUGCUGUCGCGCAUCAAUAUCAUCAACAUCGGCACCAACAACUGCGUCAACAACAGCACCAACCGCACCAACAAUCGCACCUCGAGGCGCACCAACAACCACGCCAACCUCACCACGAACCGCACCAACAACAGCACCAUCAACGAGCGGCUGUCCCCGGCGUGGAGCCUAACGCCGUCUGGACUCCGCCCAGUCAUACUCGCGAGUUCCCCUGGCUGUCGUCGUCGCCCAAGGCUCCGCCCGCCGCGGUGGAUUCGCCGUCCGCGCGGUGGGAGGGCGGGGUUGGCGCGGAGGAGCGCGUGGGGUACGGCGCGUGGCGGAAGCGGGGGACGGAGGCGGUGGCGGUAAGAAGCGGAGACGCGCUACCCGGGGAGCACUUCGAGGCGCGCAGGCUUCAAUUCUCCGACGAUGCGGCAGCGGCGGCUCCGGCGGCCGGUCUGCUGGGAGAUCUCGAGGCUUCUAAGGACGGCUCGCCUACUAAGAGGGCGAGGGCUGGUCUAACCAGACCACUAGCCGCCGCCACGACUGGUGAAGCAGCCGCGGCGGCGGCGGCUGUAGCGGCGGCGGCGGCGGCGGUGUACAGAGGUUAUCAGGCCCCGAGCUGCCACGUGGCGGACAAGCUACAGCAGCUGCGGUGUUUUGACAAUCGCGCACAAGCUCGUCAGGGAACUGUGGCGCUUGAUGCGGUUGAAGCCAUGCUCGUUCAUGCUCGCGCCGCGCUCGGUGCGGCGGCUGCGACGGGUGGCGUUGCAGGGACGAAUAACGCCAACUCGCUUCAAGGCGGCAUGCCGGGUACGCCUCGUGCCGGCCGGCCGUUGCCGUCUGUGGACGCAGACGAAUGCUUCGCCGGCCGUCUGGACGACGCGUUUCAGCGGCAGCAGCACCAGCAGACAGCCGCAGCGCUUUCGCAUGGUAUGCUGAGACUCCUUUUUGACGACGGGUCGCUGGCCGCUUCUGCUGCUGUCAACGCCAGAGCCAUGGCCGCCGCGGCUGCCGCUGCUGCGACUGCGGCUGGGGGAGGGUUGGGUCAGGUGAUGGUGGGGGGAAUGGGUCCCGCUUCUCCUGCUCUUAGUGAGUCAGGGCGCGGGGAUUACCGUGCCACGCGGGCAGGCCUUUUCGGUAACCCCUAUGGUGGUUACAUUCAGUAA
Molecule: messenger RNA, 1602 nt
Organism: Closterium sp. NIES-65
Lineage: Eukaryota; Viridiplantae; Streptophyta; Zygnematophyceae; Desmidiales; Closteriaceae
Source: the annotation of a GenBank genome assembly